Acanthamoeba castellanii str. Neff is the source of this 1020-nucleotide messenger RNA. RefSeq names its product dihydrodipicolinate synthetase, putative. The record is from RefSeq and is a predicted model, not a curated record. The transcript is spliced from 9 exons. NCBI's taxonomy places the organism in Eukaryota, Discosea, Longamoebia, Acanthamoebidae. Gene Ontology annotation, biological process: N-acetylneuraminate catabolic process. Gene Ontology annotation, molecular function: N-acetylneuraminate lyase activity; 4-hydroxy-tetrahydrodipicolinate synthase activity. The coding region runs from base 1 to 1020 and encodes 339 amino acids.
AUGAAGCUGUCGCACCGCCUUGCCCUCACCUCUUCGGAGCCGCUGUUCCGGGGCGUGUUCCCGCCCAUCACCACUCCGUUCGUGGAGGGCACCGAGGACGUCGACCACGCCGCUCUGGCGCACAACGUGCAGCGCUACGCUCGCAAGGAGAACGGACUCUCGGGCUUGGUGGUGCUGGGCUCGAACGGCGAGUUCCCGUUCCUCACCUCCGCCGAACGGAUCGAAGUGCUCCGCACGGCCAAGCUGGAAGCCGCCAAAGCGGAGCAGGAAACCGGGCACAAGCUGCGUCUGAUCGCUGGCACCGGCUGUGUGAGCACCAGGGAGACCAUUGAGCUCACCAACGCCGCCAAGGACCUCGGCUACGAUGCAGUCAUGCUCGUGACGCCGUACUACUACACCAACACGAUGCAGAACAACCUCCAGCAUCACUACACCGAGGUGGCGAAGAACGUGGGCGGCAUGCCGAUCAUCCUGUACAACGUCCCGCCGAUGGCCGGCGGCGUGGCCUUCACCGUGCCCCUCAUCCGCGACCUGGCCGAGAUCCCCAACAUCGUCGGCAUCAAGGACACCUCCGGCAACAUCGUGCAGCUCACCGAAAUCGUUCAGAAAGUCAAGCUCCCGCUCGCGAGCAAGGGCAAGUCGUUUUCGGUGCUGGCUGGGUCGGGCAGCUACUUCUUCCCCGCGCUCACCGUCGGAGCCGACGGCGGCGUGAUGGCGCUGGCCAACAUCAUCCCACACGUGCUGAGCCAGCUCUACAAGGACUUCCACGCGGCCGAGGCCCAGCCCCACCUCCUGCACCAGUGCCAGAAGGUGCAGCACGCCGUCGUCGAGCUCAACCAGAAGAUCACCGCCGAGUUUGGCACACCCGGAAUGAAGCGUGCGCUGGACCUGUCGAACGUGUACCGCGGCGGAGUGCCGCGCAGACCGCUGCGCUCGCUGUCCGACGAGAGGGCGCAGGUGCUCGUCUCCGUACUCGAGCGCACCGGCAAGGACCUUGGCCACCUCGGCUUGAAGCUGUAG